AUGAAGGUCCUUGCAUUUGCUAUACUCGUGGCUGUAUGUGUGGAAGCAAUGCCACAGCAGCGGCACAAAUCGCACUCGCUCCACUCCUCUACAGAGAGAAGAGAAAAACUUUUCGAGAGACGCAAAAGAGAAGUUGUUGACGAAAAUGAAAAUGAAAUGGGAGACACGAUUGAGGAAAUCAACCAGAAGAGCGGGGUUGCAGACUCGCUGUACCAGGGAGAUAUUCUCCUUACAAGGCUGGUUUUCGACCGAUUUCUACUAACUUCUCUGACAAAAUUUCGAGCUAUAUUAAGGGAGCAGGAAGACCAAAUUCGUUCUAAACGACAAGCAAUGAGUGACCUAAGUAGAAGAUGGCCUGAUAAAAAGGUCCCAUAUAUGUUAAUUUUCCAUACAGACGAAAAGGUUAAGGCUGCCUUCAGAAAAGCAGCGCAGUUAUGGAGGGACAACACGUGCAUUGAAUUCAAAGAAUACAAGGAUUUCAGCGACCCGGGUUUUACUUGGGAUUUCCUUGACGUCGAACCCGGAGACGGAUGUGUUUCGCUUGUUGGUAAACCAAAGCCAGGUACCGCAGAAACUCACGCUCGGCGAAGGCUGUGGAACGGUAUGAAUUUGAAGACCUUUCUUUCCGUGAUACUCACAUUCCUAUGA
Messenger RNA from Ostertagia ostertagi, 648 nucleotides. Lineage: Eukaryota; Metazoa; Nematoda; Chromadorea; Rhabditida; Trichostrongylidae. The record is from the annotation of a GenBank genome assembly.